Messenger RNA from Diaporthe batatas, 1402 nucleotides. RefSeq lists its product as uncharacterized. Gene Ontology annotation, molecular function: O-methyltransferase activity. The record is from RefSeq and is a predicted model, not a curated record. The transcript has 5 exons. The coding region runs from base 98 to 1246 and encodes 382 amino acids. NCBI's taxonomy places the organism in Eukaryota, Fungi, Ascomycota, Sordariomycetes, Diaporthales, Diaporthaceae.
UUCAGAGGCACUCCAACAGAAUUAGUCGCUCGACUCAAACUUUUUUUUUUUGCCCUGCGAUCAUUGUUAAUUGAUUUUAUUCUACUCAGUCAGCAGCAUGGACUCGGCCUUCCAAGAGUUCAGGGCUCUGGCGGCCAAGGGUGAGCAGGGCCGCCGGGCACUCAUGGUGGCUCUGCACAACUUGGCUUACUCUUUGGAGACCCCGAAUGACACCAUUCAUAGAUACGGACACAUGAAUCUUCAGACUGCAGCCGUCAAGAUCGGCAUGGACCUGGGGAUCUUCAAGGCACUAGCCAGCUCCACUGGCUCGAUGACCGUGGAGGAUGUCUCAACAAAGGCGGGUGCAGACUUGGUUUUGACAAACCGUGUCCUGCGGUACCUUGCGGCAAUUGGAGCAGUCACUGAAGUUAGCAAAGGCUCUUUUGUGGCGAAUCACACAACCAAGAACCUCACCGAAAAGCUUACUGAGGCUGGAAUAUCUCAUUAUUUCGGUACCGCUGCGCCUAUGUAUCAAGCUCUGCCUCGGUUCCUGCAAAGAACUGGCUACAAGGACCCCAGUGAUGAGCUUGACACGGCAUUUCAAGAUGCAUGGAAAACUUCUUUGCCUGUUUUUGCGUGGUUUGCCGACCAACCUGAACAGUUGGCCUGUUUCAACGACUACAUGGCCCUUCGCCGGGAGCCGGAGGUUUCCUGGCUUAGUGUCUAUCCGGUUAUGGAGAAAGCAAAGGACUGGGAUCCCAGCAAAGCAGUAUUUGUCAAUGUUGGUGGUGGCGUUGGUCAUCAGUGUGCCCAGUUCAAGGAGAAAUGCCCUGUCCCAGGCCGAGUGAUCCUUCAAGAUCUCCCGCACUCGAUCGCGAAUGCCCUGCCAACCCCCGGCGUGGAGAAUAUGGUGUACGAUUUCUUUGAGCCUCAGCCGAUUCAAGGUGCUAAGUUCUAUCACAUGAGAGGUGUGCUUCACAACCAUCCACCACACAAAGUCCGCAAACUGCUGGAAAACACAAAGUUGGCUAUGACUAUAGACUCAGUUCUGCUUGUGGAUGAGAUGAUCUUUCCCGAAACAGGCGUCAACUUCGAUGCCGCCUCAAUCGACAUGACCAUGCUAACUGCUUUUGCCAGCAUGGAGCGGACCGAGGCGCAGUGGAGAGAGACUUUCAGGAGUGUCGGCCUGGAGUUAUUCAGGACGUAUACUUACAAUCCCGUGAGUUAUGAGAGUGUCAUGGAUGUCCGACUCCAACGGCAGUUGUGACCGAUCUCCGCACAUGCACAUGACAGCCAUGUACAUAUGUACUUAAGUAGUUAUGGCGCGAGCUCACGCUCUUGGAGAACACCAAACUUAGCGGGUCGUCUUCUAAUGAAGACGUUGUGAGCGUAGACAGCUUCAAUAUAGACUCUUCCCACUCUG